This is a messenger RNA of Sclerotinia borealis F-4128, 1062 nucleotides long. Lineage: Eukaryota; Fungi; Ascomycota; Leotiomycetes; Helotiales; Sclerotiniaceae. The record is from the annotation of a GenBank genome assembly.
AUGGGUUGUGGAAUGAGUACAGAGGAGAAGGAGGGAAAGGCGAGGAAUGAGGAGAUCGAGAAUCAACUGAAGAGAGAUAAGAUGUUGCAAAGAAAUGAAAUUAAGAUGCUUCUACUUGGAGCUGGUGAAUCCGGAAAGUCGACUAUCUUGAAACAGAUGAAGCUUAUUCAUGAGGGAGGUUACUCUCGCGAUGAAAGAGAAUCAUUCAAGGAAAUCAUCUUUAGCAACACCGUUCAGUCUAUGCGUGUUAUCCUUGAAGCUAUGGAGUCACUUGAGCUGCCUUUGGAUGACCAAAGAGCUGAAUACCACGUUCAAACUAUCUUCAUGCAGCCUCAACAGAUUGAAGGGGACAACUUACCCCCCGAGGUUGGUAGUGCCAUUGCAGCUUUAUGGAAGGAUGCUGGUGUACAGGAUUGUUUCAAGCGAUCCAGAGAAUAUCAGUUGAAUGAUUCUGCUAGAUAUUACUUUGAUAACAUCGAGAGAAUCGCUCAACACGACUAUAUGCCAAACGACCAAGAUGUCCUUCGCUCUCGUGUGAAGACUACUGGUAUUACCGAGACCACCUUUAUUAUCGGCGAUCUGACUUACCGGAUGUUUGAUGUCGGAGGGCAACGUUCGGAAAGAAAGAAGUGGAUCCAUUGCUUUGAAAACGUCACCACAAUCCUAUUCUUGGUUGCCAUCUCCGAGUAUGAUCAAUUGCUUUUUGAAGAUGAAACUGUCAAUCGUAUGCAAGAGGCACUCACCUUAUUCGAUUCCAUCUGCAAUUCGAGAUGGUUUAUCAAGACUUCAAUCAUCUUGUUCUUGAACAAGAUUGAUAGGUUUAAGGAGAAGCUUCCUGUCAGUCCGAUGAAAAACUACUUUCCGGAUUAUGAAGGUGGUGAUGACUAUGCACUGGCCUGUGAUUACAUUCUCAACAGAUUUGUUAGUCUGAACCAGCACGAGACGAAACAGAUCUACACCCAUUUCACUUGUGCUACCGAUACCACCCAGAUUAGAUUCGUCAUGGCAGCUGUCAAUGAUAUCAUCAUACAAGAGAACCUCCGCUUAUGCGGCCUCAUCUAA